This is a messenger RNA of Caenorhabditis sp. 36 PRJEB53466, 542 nucleotides long. The record is from the annotation of a GenBank genome assembly. Lineage: Eukaryota; Metazoa; Nematoda; Chromadorea; Rhabditida; Rhabditidae.
AUGUCGCUGAGCAAGACGCCGUCCCAAUCGUUGUUCCGUUUUGUGUUCUUCCGCAAUGCGAGCACCUCCACCAUUCCUUCGCCCGCAAGAGUUCAGCUGAAGAAGCCGGCCGAGCAGGGACACUUUCAGUACACCCGCAACUGGUCGAGGGAUCCUCGUUUCGUGAAGGUCGCCAUUCAGAAGGGAGACACCCCGUACACGUAUGUCGCUUCUCUCCGAUUCCAUCUUUCAUUACCUUCGUUCACAGGUUCCUUUUCCGCCGUCUCGGCCACGCCUACGAGGUAUACCCGCUCCUCAUCCUCACCGGCGCCUGGCUCGCCCUCUUCUGCUCCGCCGUCUACUGGAGCUUCGGAAAAAGCGAAGUCUGGCUGGACAGAAGCCACACGACGGCUCCGUGGGACUGGGAGAGACUCCGCGAAAACUACUGGAAGCUGCCGACGGUCGCGUUCGAUCUCGACGGACGCACCCGCAAACGCUGUGAGAUCAUGGAGCAGCUUCAGGACGAGAUGCUGGAGGCGGCCAAGAAAAGAGGAACUCGCUAA